AUGCUCAUAUCCAUAGACUUUGGUGUAGACAUUGGGAAGGAUGAGCGGGAAGCGUUUCAAGACAAGCUGCAUUUUUUUGUCUCUGGGCAUGAGAAGAUGCUCAUGGAGAUUGAGCAGACAUUUGACUGCCGCUGGGAUCCCGUGUUGUGGGACCCGCACACGGACACCGUCUCGCUUCAAUUGGGUGCGCAGGCGGCGCGGCAGGGACAACUCACCACCUCCAUUGCCGACACUUUAGGGCGCAGCCAAUUGCACAAUCGUCUCUUUUAUCGUAUCACGCUCUGUUUUGCUGGUCUUGUUCUGGAGAUGGACGCCCUCACUGACGAGGCGUUCGAUGUUUUGAUUCCGCCCCUGGCGAUGUUUGGGGACGACAGCUGCCUUGAAGUAGACAUUACGGAUGAGGAGGCACAACGAGGCGCUGGUCGUAUGUUGGGUUUGCUCCAGGAUCUCUGGAGGUGGGUGCAGCGGGUGAGGCGGGUGGUACAGCAGACGGUUCGGCAGUUGGCUGCCCUCUACUCGCCCUUGCGUGAGCGUGACAAAUACCGCCCAUUUACGCAUGUGCGUUUUUUGCGCGUGUGGCGUUCCCUGACAGACAUUUUUUCCGCCCUGUUGAGUGUGGAGGAGGUGCUGCAGACGCAUGACACCCUUCUUCAUGGUCUCUCCACCUAUCGCAAGCUGCUUGCGCAUGUGUCUAGGAAUCGUGAUAAGUUUGAUUGCGAUGAUAAGACGAUGGAAUUGUUCUGUCGGUUGCUGAAUAAGAUUGACCAGGAACUACUGGAUGACGGGGUUCUCCAGCGUUUAGUUAUGCAAUCCUAUGAAGUACCAGAGGAGCAGGUGUCAGUGACGACAAAUAAGAGGCUUUGCGCCGAGUUCACGGAAGUCCUGGAUCACUUGAUAUGCACAGUGGAGGAAAAGGUGGGAACCCCACGGGAGGGUAAUGCACGACGGCAGUACAUUGGUAUUCUUGGAAUGUACUAUUUCCACCUCCAUCUGUUUCAACAGGCAGCAAACGAGGUGACAAGACGUGAUCUGUGUAAACGGGUGUUUCAUCUGCAUCUUCGAAUACCUGUUAUAUAUAUUCAUGGUUUCCAUUUGUUUCGCCCUUUUAUGUGGUUGUCCCGCCGUGUGCCCGACGAAUUAAACCGUCACCUGCGGGAUCCAUCCAAAGAAGGAAUCUCUGCUAUUAAAAAGGCAUGCGAAAAAAGUGGUGUGGAGUUCUUGCCACAGUUGAAUCAACUGACCACGUCGGUAAGUGCAUGGAUUGCCGAGAUGGAAACCACCCUUCCCGUGGAUCCGUCACACUACAAGGCAUUUCUCCACGAUACUGCCCUGUUGUUGCAACGCGGUAUACUUCUGGCGGAACACAUUCAACGACUUGUUAUUGAUUAUAUCGUGCUGCACAACUGUGCGGACGUUGCGAUCCCCCUUCAGCACGUUGAUUGUGUUUCCCAUGGAGUUGAGCUGCUCAUGAUGAUUCGGGCCGCUUUCCAUGCCAAGACGGGGGUGAUCGCGACAACAUACAAUCUGCUGAUAAGUUCCAUUACAUAUGUAAUGGAGCGACAUCUCUAUGAGAUGUACUUGCGUUUUGGAGAUGUCAUUCAAACGAGUUCAGAAGACGUGACGGAUCAAUACAGUGCUAUUCGGCAAGCUAUCGCACUCCUCCAUAAACCACAGACAGCUGAAAAUCUGGUGUGUCUUGACCUUGUCCUUAGUACCGCCUUUAAUCGGUGUCAGGUGGAGAAGGAUGGCUCGGUUGCCAUGGCACAAAAGAAGUACGAGGAUAUUUUAAUUGCCUUUUCUCAACUUCAUCGAUUGGUCUUCUAUCAGAGAAGUUUACGUGUGGCCACUGAUUGUGAUUUCUUGUACUGGCAUCGGGAAACGUUUUAUCCUCUCUUCUUUGAAAGAAUGUAUCAGCGUCCGCUGGGGUCAAACUAUUUGCCGUAUCUUCUCAUGGCCAUGCAUGACUGUCGAACAUCCAUUCUCUCAUCAAGGCAUGUAGAGGAUACUCGUGCUCUACUCGAUGCGUACAUCUCCUACAUACAGAAAUGUAUUCAAAAUCAUUUAAUUAAAACUCUUUGUAUAGACAUUGAGAAUGAUCUGCGGUUGUAUACGCAUUCCGUGGUUCUGGGCCAGCCAUUCCGUAAGGUGGAUGCGGCGGGGGGAAAAUGUGAUGUUGGAUGUUUCACACGCCUACCACCUCUUCGUUUCUUUUAUGAAUGGCUUCACAUCGCAACCGAGGUGGAACACUAUCUGGAUGCGCAGUUCUACAACCUUAAUGCACUCAUGGCAAAUGAUUGGAAAACUUACGAGGAGAUGCGGAAUUUGGCGUUAGUACGUUAUGGGCUACGCAUAUGUGAUGGGUACUUGCCUGGAAGUAUUGUGGAUCAAGGAUUGGAUGUUCUUGUAAUUACAGAGAAUAUUCAGGUGUUUGUAGCUAAUUAUACAUACAAUAUGAACGAACAACUCUUUGUGCAGCGACCAUCGACAACGGAAUCCAAGCAUCUUCACACACUACAUAUUCGUCAUAUUGCCAACUCUAUUCGAACCCAUGGCACCGGCAUCAUGAACACAACCGUCAAUUAUGUCUAUAAAUGUCUUUUGAAGAAGCUUGCGAUUCUCUCACAGUUCCUAUACGAUGACCAUGUUAAAUCGAGGCUUAUAAAAGACGCAAAAUUCUUCAUUGCACACAAGGAGGAACUUAACGGAGAGUACCCGCUUUCACGAGCAGAGAAUUUCAUCCGAGAGAUGCACAAGUUGGGUGUUGCAGAUGAUGGGCAAACGUUCCUGGACAAAUUCCGUCACCUUGUCUCUGAAAUUGGCAACGCACUUGGGUACAUGCGGAUGAUGCGUAGUGGUGGGCUUCGCGCCAUCGCGGAUGCCGCUGUAUUCAUCCCUUUUAUUGACAAUGUUGUUCGCCUGGAGCGUGUCAUUGACCCAGAUGCCAUUGGAAGCGACGAGGACGAAGAAGAGGUGGAAAUGAUGAAGGAAGAAGGCAUGGAUGAGGAGGUAUAUAAGGCACCACCCUCCACAGUGGAGGCCGUUCGCGUUGUUGAUAGUGUCAUUCACAACAUGCGCAUGAAACUGUCGGAUGGUUCCGAGUAUUUCCGAAUGCUUCUUGAGGCGGUGACGAAGCGGCUGAAGGACGCAGAUAAGUAUGAGCACCUAAGGAAUUUCCACAUGAUUAUCCCACCCAUCUGCGUCUUACAUGUGGAGCUUAUGAUACGUGAGAAGGAGCAACUUGUUAAAAAGAACAAGGAUGGGAUAUUCACCGAUGACGGGUUUGCUCUUGGAUGCUCCUUCCUACUUAAAUUAUUUGGCCUCUCAGACUUGUUCGAAUCGCUUCACUGGUUUGAAAGUGUGGGGAAGCACUAUGUGGAGCGCCUCCUCGCGAUGCAGGAAGGUAUUGCAGAACGCACCAAGGAGGCACCGAAGCGAAAGAAGCCUCAGAAAAGAGACGCCUCGCAUGAGGAAGAGGAAAUCAACAACAUGCACCUUACUGCCACAAUGGUGGACUACGCUAUCCGUGAGUACACCGCCUUGGAAGAGGCAUUUGUAUCGAGCAAAGUGUUUUUUCACUCCGCCAUUCCAGACGGAGAGGAUGGAGAAACAGAGGAAGAAGAAGGAGAAAACUAA
Molecule: messenger RNA, 3633 nt
Organism: Trypanosoma cruzi
Lineage: Eukaryota; Euglenozoa; Kinetoplastea; Trypanosomatida; Trypanosomatidae
Exons: 1
Coding region: 1-3633 (1210 amino acids)
Biological process (GO): endosomal transport; endosome organization
Cellular component (GO): WASH complex; endosome
Source: RefSeq, a predicted model, not a curated record